AUUAAACUAAACUCCCUCCGAGAGGAAGGAAGGGAGGAAUGAAGGAAGAUGAGCUGCCUCGUAUCAUCGGCAAUCCACCCCGCUGUAUCUGAAUUCCUCCAAACCUCGAGAUUUCCGAAACCAGUGGACACUAAAAGAACAGAACAUAAAAAUGCUGUCUGGCAUCUCGGGAGGAGGUCAAUCUCCUAGUCGGUUUGAGUUGCUGAGUAUGGUGAAGAAGCACUCAAAGUUUUUAGGGAAAACCAUAGUUGAGGAGGAGGAUCCGUCGGAUGUGGAAAUGGAUCCACAGUUCUGGCAUGAAGUGCUGGAUUUGUUUUUCAUAAGUGGUAAGGAGCCAAGAGGUCGCCAAGAGGAUGAUCUUGUUUUCUUUGUACGGAAAAUGAGUGGGCAAGGAUAUGAAUCCAACAACAGUAGUGAAGACAACUCCCCUUACUUUGUGCGUAGGUGGACUCCUAAGUUGGAUGAUUUACUUGGUGAAAACUCAGUAAGUGUGGAUUGGAGGCGCUCAUUUUACUUGAACUUGAUUGCUCAUACAACUUUCAGUGUGACUGUAGCAAUAUGCAGUCACGAGGCCCUUAGAACUUACCAAACCGGCAAAGACAAGCCAUUAUCUCCUGUAUACAAGGUUGUGAAGACUGUUUAUGCAUCUCCCAGUCGUAUUAAUUUCCAUUUGGACUCAAGAAAGGAAGCAGAAACAACUUCUGCAUAUCCAGAUAUAUGUUUUGCAGUUGACGAUUUUGAUUCUACGUUCGAUGCAGUGGUUUUGACAGAUGUGGACCACUGUUAUUGUGUAAUUCUAAAUGCACAUGAUGGAGCUGCUUUUCCAGCUGAAAAGAUACUUGAAGGUCAUAUUAACAUCACUUCUUCCAAAAGCGAGUCGGCUGCUGAAAUGACUCAGAGUUCAAAGAUCACUUUAUUCUCAGGUUUCGUUAGUUAUCAGAUGGUCCGAGAUGCCUAUGAUGAAGCUGGAAGAUCUGGGUUAGGGAGUCUUCUUUCACUUCAUUCGUCAGGGAAAACAGACAGGAUUUACAUGAAAGGCCCAGGAGGACGUGGGGAGGUUGAAGUAGCUGUUUCUGGUGUUGUAGAUCAAAGCAAAGAGGAACACAGUCAACAUUCCCCUAAAAAGGGACUAAGCAUCGGCUCAGUUGUUCGAAGGGCAGCAACGGUUGCAUCAGUCGCAGCAAAGCAUGCUUAUGCUGCUGCUUCUGCUACUACGCGGAGUUCAGAUGAAGAGAUGACCCCACUGAAGUGCUGCUUGAUGUCUAUAUCAUUACCCUGGGAGCACAUUGCUCAUGAUCUUCUCCUUAAGGGAACUCCCCCGGUGAACUUGUAGGAUUAAAUACGGGUUGAUGAUGAGCAGUAUCAAAGCUUUCUAGACUUCACAUGUAGAUGAGUAUACGACAAGAGUGAGGAGCUGCAUUGUGUAUAUUACACUUUUCAUCUUUGAGUAAUACUCAAUAAUGGUUACAUAAUGUUAACCUCGCAUCUGAGGUAGGUAGUCCCUUCAAAUGAGGUGGUGGUUUGGCAAGGUCAGUGAUUGUAGCAGUGGGGAUGUGUUUUCAAUGUUGUUGAUGGUGGCCAAUGGCCCAUAAUUUAUUUGGUUUUUUCAGUUGUGCUUAGAUUUUUACCGAUUUGUUUUCCAGUUUCACCAAUCCACUCGUGGGAUUGACCUUUAUAUCAUACCUCAUCUCUCAUCACAUGCAAAUUAUUGUUUCAAUGGAAGUUUAGGAUGCCAA
Molecule: messenger RNA, 1736 nt
Organism: Cuscuta europaea
Lineage: Eukaryota; Viridiplantae; Streptophyta; Magnoliopsida; Solanales; Convolvulaceae
Source: the annotation of a GenBank genome assembly